Messenger RNA from Phaeoacremonium minimum UCRPA7, 780 nucleotides. Its product is annotated as putative alcohol oxidase protein. The record is from RefSeq and is a predicted model, not a curated record. Gene Ontology annotation, molecular function: flavin adenine dinucleotide binding; oxidoreductase activity, acting on CH-OH group of donors. The transcript is spliced from 2 exons. NCBI's taxonomy places the organism in Eukaryota, Fungi, Ascomycota, Sordariomycetes, Togniniales, Togniniaceae. Bases 1 to 780 code for a protein of 259 amino acids.
AUGUUUCGCGAGCUGAUCAAGAACCAGGAUAAGCGACUGGGCUGGAAUGCACAAGAUGUUGGCUACAGAAUCCGGCCAACUGACGACGAGGUCGCUGCCCUUGGUCCAGCGUUCCAGGAAGCUUGGGAUAAACACUAUAGGGAUUUCCCUGACAGACCUUUGGCAAUAGGCGCUGCUAUAGACAGCUUCACAGGUGAUCCAAGCAUUCUCCCUGUGGGGCAAUAUAUCUCUGUAUCAGCAUUCACGACAUACCCAUUUUCCCGUGGGUACGUACAUAUAACGGGACCGGCGCUGGAAGACGAGCUUGACUUUGAGACCGGAUACUUUGCUGAUGCUGGUGGCAACGACAUCAAGAAGCACAUCUGGUUAUACAAGAAGCAACGCGAGAUAUUCCGACGCAUGCAACUAUACCGAGGCGAAGUGGCAAUAUCUCAUCCUCCUUUCCCAGAAGGAUCCGAAGCUGCAUGCAAAGAGCUUGGUGCACCUCUUUCAGACGUGCAAGAUAUCAAAUACUCGGCUGAGGAUGACGCAAUACUUGAGAAGUGGCUCCGAGAGCGUGUUGAGACUACCUGGCACUCUCUGGGGACCUGUAAGAUGGCGCCACUUGAGAAGAAGGGCGUCGUAGAUGCAAACCUCAGUGUGUGGGGCGUUCAAGGGCUGAAAGUUGCCGACCUAAGCAUUGCACCCGAGAAUGUCGCUGCAAAUACCAACAAUACUGCAUUGGCAAUAGGCGAGAAGGCGGCAGACAUCUUCAUCCAAGAGCUUGGUCUCAGGAAAUAG